This is a messenger RNA of Penicillium roqueforti, 825 nucleotides long. Its product is annotated as esterase/lipase family protein. The coding region runs from base 1 to 825 and encodes 274 amino acids. NCBI's taxonomy places the organism in Eukaryota, Fungi, Ascomycota, Eurotiomycetes, Eurotiales, Aspergillaceae. The record is from RefSeq and is a predicted model, not a curated record. Gene Ontology annotation, molecular function: lipase activity. Gene Ontology annotation, biological process: lipid catabolic process. The transcript has a single exon.
AUGCCUUCACUCACGAAGUUGGCGCUCUCUGCCCUCGCGACUACCACAGUCGUCGCAACAGGAAUCAACGAUUUCUCCUGCCAAAGCUCAUACAACCCAGUUGUCCUCCUGCAUGGUCUUGGAGCGACAUAUUAUGAGGAUCUGAACUACAUGCAGUACUGGCUGCAAACCCAAGGGUUUUGCACAUAUGCCCAAACCUAUGGCGCAUACGAUGGCUUCCCAUUGCUUGGCGGUUUGAAGGCAAUCAACGAGAGCGCUCCCGAAAUUGCCGCAUACAUCAAGGAAGUCGUGCAAAAGACCGGCAAAAGCAAAGUCGACCUAGUCGGCCACUCCGAGGGUGCUUUCCAAUCUCUCUAUGUGCCCAAGUUCGAGGGCGUCGCCCACCUGGUCGACAAGAUCGCAUCUAUCGCACCGCCUACCCAUGCCACUACAUUUGCCAGCAUUUAUAACCUCGCGUACACAUUCGGCAAUCAGUCGCGCGAAGUCGUGGCCGAAGUGCUCAAUACCGUCGGCUGCCCUGCUUGCAACGAUCUCGGCCCCGAUGGCCCAGCCAUCAACCGAUUGAAUGACGGUACCCCUAUUGCGCAGCCUGGUAACAGUGUCACUAUCAUUGCGUCCAAAUACGAUGAGCUGGUUACUCCGCCGUCGACAUCGUUCGUCCACGAGGAAGGCGUGACGAAUCGCUGGAUCCAGGAUACUUGCCCAUUGGAUCCUGUUGGCCACAUUGGCGAGGCCUAUGAUUUGAAUGUCUGGCACUUGGUCAAGAACGUGCUGACCUCGACGGAUGAGAAGUUCUUGUGCCUGCUUGGGUCACCGGGUAAAUAA